GGCACGGCUGAGCGCCAAUGGACCCGAGCCACGGCGGGCCAGGGGAUGAGGAAGGUGGCCCGGGCGCCGGGCCCCCGCGAGCCCUGCUGUGGGAACAGAUCGAGCCAACAUCCCACCACUUGUCCCCUGAGGAGGUAAGAAUCGGAGUGUUUCCGGGGCGCAGAGGGGUGCUGGGAAGCAGCCCUGCAUCCUCCCAGACACCCCCCUAGGCUGCUGGCCGAGGCUGGGUCUCAACCCCCUCCCCUCCGCUGCGCGUGUGGACGCCUGGUCCCCACCUUGGGCAUGUGCCGUGAGUGCCAGGGGUGGCUGGUGGGGCUCAGACCUUGUGGUGGGUGGACGGGGGUUCCCAAGGUGACCCUGCUGUGUCUCAGCGGGCCCUGCUCUACGAGGAAGCUCUCUACACGGUCCUGUACCGCCUGGGUCAGCCCGAGCCCACCCAUGUCGGGGAGUCCUCUGAGCUGCUGCGAUACCUGCAGGAGGCCUUCCGUAUGGAGCCCCAGGAGCACGAGCAGAUGCUGCGGCAGGUCCAGGAGCUCGAGAAACCAAUAUUCUGUCUGAAGGCCACGGUGAAACAAGCCAAGGGCAUUCUGGGCAAGGAUGUCAGUGGGUUCAGUGACCCCUACUGCCUGCUGGGCAUCGAGCAGGGGGUGGGUGUGCCGGGGGACAGCCCUGGACUCCAGCGGCGGCAGAAGGCCGUGGUGAGGCACACCAUCCCGGAGGAGCAGAUCCACCGCACCCAGGUCAUCACCCAGACACUCAACCCCGUCUGGGACGAGACCUUCAUCCUGGAGUUUGAGGACAUAAGCAAUGCCAGCUUUCGUCUGGACAUGUGGGACAUGGACACCGUGGAGUCCGUCAGACAGAAGCUCGGGGAGCUCACAGAUCUGCACGGGCUGCGAAGGAUCUUUAAGGAGGUCCGGAAGGACAAAGGCCAGGAUGACUUUCUGGGGAACGUGGUUCUGAGACUACAGGAUCUGCGCUGCCGGGAUGAUCAGUGGUACCCUCUAGAGCCUUGCACGGAGACCUACCCGGACCGUGGUCAGUGUCACCUCCAGUUCCAGUUCAUUCACAAGCGGAGAGCCACCAUGGCCAGCCGCUCGCAGCCCAGCUACAGAGUGCAUCUCCACCUGCUGCAGCAGCUCGUGUCCCACGAGGUCACCCAGCACCAGGCGGGCAGCACCUCCUGGAAUGGGUUGCUGAGCCCCCAGGCUGCCACCGUCCUCUUCCUCCACUCCACGCAGAAGGACCUGUCCGACUUCCACCAGUCCAUGGCGCAGUGGCUGGCCUACAGCCGUCUCUACCAGAGCCUGGAGUUCCCCAGCAGCUGCCUCCUGUACCCCAUCACCAGCAUCGAGUACCAGUGGAUCCAGGGCCGGCUCAAGGCAGAGCAGCUGGAGGAGCUGGCCGCCUCAUUCAGCUCCCUGCUGGCCUAUGGCCUCUCCCUCAUCCGGAGAUUCCGCUCUGUCUUCCCCCUCUCCGUCUCCGACUCCCCAGCCCGGCUGCAGUCUCUCCUCAGGGUCCUGGUACAGAUGUGCAAGAUGAAAGCCUUUGGAGAACUGUGCCCCGAAAGAGGCCCCCUGCCCCGCCUGGUGACCGAGGCACUGCAGACUGGCACCACUGAAUGGUUCCACCUGAAGCAGCAGCACCGUCAGCCCAUGGUGCAGGGCAUGCUGGAGGAGGGCAAGGCCUUACUGGACCUGGUACAAGACAUCAUUGGCGACCUGCACCAGUGCCAGCGCACCUGGAGCAAGAUCUUCCAUAAUGUCCUCAAGAUCGACCUCUUCUCCAUGGCUUUCCUGGAGCUGCAAUGGCUGGUGGCCAAGAGGGUGCAGGACCACAUUGCUGUGGUGAGCGGUGCCGUGACCCCGGAGAUGGGCGAAAGUCUGUUCCAGCUCUACAUCAGCCUGAAGGAGCUCUACCAGCUGGGCCCGGUCCUCUCGGAGAGGGAUGGCGUCCUGGCCCUGGAAGGCUUCCACCACUGGUUCCAGCCGGCCAUCCCCUCCUGGCUGCAGAAGACGUACAGCGUGGCCCUGGAGCGGGUGCAGCGCGCUGUGCAGAUGGACGAGCUGGUGCCCCUGGGUGAACUGACCAAGCACAGCACAUCGGCUGUGGACCUGUCCACCUGCUUUGCCCAGAUCAGCCACACUGCCCAGCAGCUGGACUGGCCUGACCCAGAGGAGGCCUUCAUGAUCACCGUCAAGUUUGUGGAGGACACCUGUCGGCUGGCCCUGGUGUACUGCAGCCUUAUAAAGGCCCGGGCCCGUGAGCUCUCUGCCGGCCAGAAGGACCAGGGCCAGGCAGCCAACAUGCUGUGCGUGGUGGUGAACGACAUGGAGCAGCUGCGGCUGGUGAUCGGAAAGCUGCCCACCCAGCUGGCAUGGGAGGCGCUGGAGCAGCGGGUAGGGGCCGUGCUGGAGCAGGGGCAGCUGCAGAACACGCUGCAUGCCCAGCUGCAGGGCGCCCUGGCUGGGCUGGGCCAUGAGAUCCGCACUGGCGUCCGCACCUUGGCCGAGCAGCUGGAGGUGGGCAUUGCCAAGCACAUCCAGAAACUCGUGGGCCUCAAGGAAUCCGUCCUGCCUGAGGAUGCCGUUCUGCCCCUGAUGAAGUUCCUGGAGGUGGAGCUCUGCUACAUGAACACCAACUUGGUGCAGGAGAACUUCAACAGCCUUCUGACCUUGCUGUGGACCCACACGCUCACGGUGCUGGCGGAGGUGGCCGCUUCCCAGCGGAGCUGCCCUCUGGCUUCUAGCAGGCUGAAGAUCGCACUACAGAACCUGGAGGUCUGCUUCUACGCAGAGGGCUGUGGCCUGCCGCCCGAGGCGCUGCACACGGCCACCUUCCAGGCUCUGCAGAGGGACCUGGAGCUGCAGGCGGCCUCCAGCCGGGAACUCAUCCAGAAGUACUUUUGCAGCCGCAUCCAGCAGCAGGCACAGACCACCUACGAGGAGCUCGGGGCCGUCACAGUCAAGGCCUCCUACCGCGCCUCCGAGCAGAAACUGCACGUGGAGCUGCUCAGCGCCUCCAGCCUGCUGCCCCUGGACUCCAAUGGCUCCAGCGACCCCUUUGUCCAGCUGACCUUGGAGCCCAGGCACGAGUUCCCUGAGCUGGCCCCCCGAGAGACCCAAAAGCACAAGAAGGAACUUCACCCACUGUUUGAUGAGACCUUCGAAUUCCUGGUGCCUGCUGAGCCAUGCCAGAAGGAUGGGGCGUGCCUUCUGCUCACGGUGCUGGAUCACGACACGCUGGGGGCUGAUGACCUCGAAGGGGAGGCCUUCCUGCCGCUGUGCUCGGUGCCGGGCCUGACGGGGACUGUGGAGCCCGGCGACGUGCCUCAGACCCGCCUGCCCCUCACCUACCCUGCACCCAACGGGGAUCCAAUCCUGCAGCUGUUAGAGAGACGGAAGGGGGACCGCGAGGCCCAGGUGUUUGUGCGGCUGCGGCGGCAGCGAGCCAAGCAGGCCUCCCAGCAUGCCCCGUGGCCAGGGCGGCAGCAGCGGGGCUUGGGUCCCUGGGAGGCCUGUGUUCCCCCCACCACAGCACAGCCCUCCCACCUGGCCUAACACUCCAGGAGGGCCCUGCAGGUCGGGGGAGCCCCAGUGUGCGGGGUUCCCGCUGCCAGAGCCGGGGCCCACAGUGAUGGGGGCCCCAUUCGCAGUAUUUAUACCCCCUCUUUCCUCCCCUCAGCCCCAGCCUCAGCAUUCUCUGCCAAGUCCAGCCCCUGGGGGAGCGGAGACAGCUGUCUGCACCCCUUACCCCUGCUCCCCUCGUAGGGAAAUGCUGCUCUGGCAGAGGAGGGGCUCAGCCCUUCCUCUCCUGGCAGGCCUGUUCCAGCCACUGAAGUGGGGGGCCAGGUGCCUUGGGCCCUAUUCUUCAGCAGCCAUAAUGAAGGGAGCCUGGGUCCUCUCCUGAGGGAGCUGCCGGCAACCAGGCUAAGGAGCCUAGGGCCAGGGGCCUUCUGGCUCUGAAGGGGUGAGAACUGGCGGGCAGAGGGGCAGGCACAGUUGGCUAUCUGCGUCUGCUGAGGACCGCUCCUCCUUGGGACACUACCUAGAAAUUUUCUUAGCAAAAAUAAAAACAUGAACAAUA
Molecule: messenger RNA, 4086 nt
Organism: Lagenorhynchus albirostris (white-beaked dolphin)
Lineage: Eukaryota; Metazoa; Chordata; Mammalia; Artiodactyla; Delphinidae
Gene: UNC13D
Product: unc-13 homolog D
Exons: 31
Coding region: 489-3560 (1023 amino acids)
Source: RefSeq, a predicted model, not a curated record